Colletotrichum karsti is the source of this 807-nucleotide messenger RNA. RefSeq lists its product as uncharacterized. The transcript has a single exon. The record is from RefSeq and is a predicted model, not a curated record. The coding region runs from base 1 to 807 and encodes 268 amino acids. Lineage: Eukaryota; Fungi; Ascomycota; Sordariomycetes; Glomerellales; Glomerellaceae. Gene Ontology annotation, molecular function: oxidoreductase activity.
AUGGCGGGCACUCAAGGAACUUCCGAGGCUCGGAAGAACCAAUUGGUCAAGAUGACCAUUGCCGCGAGAAGGCUCCCGGGCUGGGAGGACGCCAAGUUCCUGGAAGAAUACGAAGGAGUCCAUGCCAACAUGACGCGAGGGAUAGCAGCAGCCGUUCCAAUCCUCCGAAAAUACACACAGCUCGUUGCGAUACCACACAAGCCCAUCGCAGGUCUCCCAGAUGGUGGCCGCGGGCCGUGGGACGCCGUAUCAACACUCGAAUGGACAUCGCUAGCCGAUCUCCACAACUCCUUCCAGGCACCUGAGUACAAAGCAUCCGCAGGGAGUCACAAGUUCGCCGACGAGUCUUCCCAGGUCGGAAUUCUGAGUCAGGAAGUCGCUAGUAUUACUCUCGACCCUGCUGGUUUCGAGGCCCGCGGAGACUCGGCUACGCUUUUGGUGGGUUUCUUUGCAAGGGCGCGAGGCGAUGGAGUGAUGAGCCAAGAGGAUCUGGCUGGCCGGACAGCUUUGAUUGAGGGUGUAGGGCGUGGAAAUACGUUACUGCGAUACGUGCUCAACCGGAGUGUCACGCCGAAAGAUACUGAGGCGUUCUUCGCGGGUACACCUUUUGCUGAAACGGAUUGGAAGACCACGGAGGCCUUUGAGCAGUACUGGUUUCCAAGCCGCGAGGCUGCUGAGAAGUUUCUUACCGGCGAGCAGACACUCAAGAAACUGUUCACGAAUCUUCCGAAAGGCUUAGAUGCGGGCUUGUCUUUCGCCGUUGUUGGGAAGGAAAUUCGAGUAGUUGAAAAGGCAGAACAGCAUUGA